Messenger RNA from Aspergillus aculeatus ATCC 16872, 555 nucleotides. RefSeq names its product 60S ribosomal protein eL18. Gene Ontology annotation, biological process: translation. Gene Ontology annotation, molecular function: structural constituent of ribosome; RNA binding. Gene Ontology annotation, cellular component: ribosome; cytosolic large ribosomal subunit. The transcript has 4 exons. NCBI's taxonomy places the organism in Eukaryota, Fungi, Ascomycota, Eurotiomycetes, Eurotiales, Aspergillaceae. The record is from RefSeq and is a predicted model, not a curated record. The coding region runs from base 1 to 555 and encodes 184 amino acids.
AUGGGUAUCGACUUGGAUCGCCACCAUGUGCGCGGCACCCACCGCAAGGCGCCCAAGAGCGAGAACGUUUACUUGCAGGUCUUGGUGAAGCUCUAUCGAUUCCUCGCCCGUCGCACGGAAUCAAACUUCAACAAGGUCGUGCUCCGUCGCCUUUUCAUGUCCCGGAUCAACCGCCCCCCGGUUUCUAUCUCGCGUAUUGUCUCCAACGUUACCGACUCCCACAAGGGCAAGACAAUUGUCGUGAUCGGAACCGUGACCGACGACAACCGCCUCCUCACCGUCCCCAAGCUCUCGAUUGCCGCUCUCCGCUUUACUGCCACUGCUCGCGCCAGGAUUGAGAAGGCUGGUGGCGAAACUCUUACUCUCGAUCAGCUUGCUCUGCGCGCCCCCACUGGAGCCAACACUCUUCUGCUUCGCGGACCCAAGAAUGCCAGAGAGGCUGUCAAACACUUCGGCUUCGGCCCCCACAGCCACAAGAAACCAUAUGUGCGCAGCAAGGGUCGCAAAUUUGAGCGUGCUCGUGGUCGGAGAAGGUCUCGUGGAUUCAAGGUUUAA